AUGAAUACGCUGCUGUGCCACUCGUGUGCAAAUGAUAUUGCGGGAACGCACAUCUCCUGUCGUGGAUUUUGCAAUGCUACUUUUCAUCCCAAAUGCAGCGGGAUUGCCGAAAACUGCUUUGACGAUGUUUUAAAUAAUAAGCAGAUAUUUUGGCUAUGCAAAUCCUGCACUAAUCUGAUGUCCGAUAAGCGUCAUCGACAAGCUGUAAGAGCUGCCUAUGAGGUUGGACAGGAAGAGGUGUUAGGUGCACACAACCAAAUUGUCGAACAACUUAAGGGUGAAAUACUAACUGAGUUGAAGUUGGAGAUUCGUUCGAAUUUUACGGCCCUUAUAAAUUCUAAUUCAUUGACACCGAAGACUACUCAACGUCCAUUUGCCGAAGCCAGUCGUAACAAAGCUCGCCGUCUUUUCCCGAAUAAAGAUGGGGCUAAAUCUAAUGUCUCAUCUCUAUUACGUGGUACUGGUAUGCCUGUUUCACCAUCUCUUGGCACGAUAACAGUAGCUGAUCGUACACCGAAGUUUUGGCUUUACCUUUCACGUAUUGCACGCGAUGUUUCUGUUGACCAAAUUUCCAUUUUGGCGAAACAGCGUCUUAUCACCGAUGACGUGGAAGUCGUUAGACUUGUUGCAAAGGAUCGUGACGUAAGCACAAUGAAUUUCAUCUCGUUUAAAGUUGGAAUCAAACCUGAGCUCAAGGCGCGAGCCCUAUCUGCUUCAACAUGGCCCGAAGGAAUUCUUUUCCGCGAAUUCAAGAGCAAUCGCACCGUAUCAGCUGGAAAUUUUUGGAAACCCCUCUAUCCGCAGCCAGAUCAGUCGCCAGUUCAGGCCGAUACUCAUCAGCCUGCUUCACCAUCAUCAGUUCAAUCAACUAUGACGGAAUAA
Molecule: messenger RNA, 882 nt
Organism: Topomyia yanbarensis
Lineage: Eukaryota; Metazoa; Arthropoda; Insecta; Diptera; Culicidae
Exons: 1
Coding region: 1-882 (293 amino acids)
Source: RefSeq, a predicted model, not a curated record